This is a messenger RNA of Erythranthe guttata (spotted monkey flower), 746 nucleotides long. RefSeq names its product small nuclear ribonucleoprotein SmD1a. Lineage: Eukaryota; Viridiplantae; Streptophyta; Magnoliopsida; Lamiales; Phrymaceae. The record is from RefSeq and is a predicted model, not a curated record. Gene Ontology annotation, biological process: spliceosomal snRNP assembly; RNA processing. Gene Ontology annotation, molecular function: RNA binding.
CAGCAUUCUUUGUUGCUUCGACGGAACCCUAGCUUCGUCGUCGUCUUUCAACUGUAAACAAUGAAGCUCGUCAGGUUUUUGAUGAAAUUGAUCAACGAGAGCGUGUCGAUUGAGCUCAAGAAUGGCACUGUUGUUCAAGGCACAAUUAUAGGUGUUGAUAUUAGCAUGAACACUCAUUUGAAGGCUGUAAAGCUUACUCUGAAGGGCAAAAAUCCAGUGAGCAUGGAUCACCUUAGUGUAAGGGGUAACAAUAUUCGUUAUUACAUCCUUCCCGACAGUUUAAACCUCGAGACAUUGUUGGUGGAAGAGACACCUAGAGUCAAGCCCAAGAAGCCAAUUGCUGGGAGAGCCUUGGGGCGUGGUAGGGGCCGCGGUCGUGGGCGUGGACGUGGUAGGGGCCGUUAGAUACGGCUUCAAUCAUCUCUAUUUUUUGAUACAUUUGUGUAACUGAUGGAGAGAUCAUCGUAUACUAUAGGGUUCGUACCUAACCGGAAUUGAUUGUGAGUACCGAGUAAAAAGAUAUUUGGCAUUUUUAGUCCUUGUUAUUUUCGUGCUAAUUGAAGCAGUCUUUUUCGUAUAUGCAAAGUUUGCAGUGGCCGUUGAUCUUAAUCAUGCUGUAUGCAUCUGAAACAGCCGUUAAUAGCAGCAAAGUUAUCGUUCAAACUUCUAAUCAUCUUUCGUAAUUUGUUUAAAAUGGCUAUAUUUUGUAUCGAAAAUCAUUUCUUUGAGGAUCUUUUACUUCUUAA